AUGGCCGAGGUGGAUCACUCCGUGGCCGAGGCUAGAUACGAGCCUCGAAUAGCUGUGGAAACCUUCUACGCGGGCCGCCCGAGCCGAGAACGAGUCACGCGCUCCGGCGCCGCCCCGGCCGUGCUGGGAUAUCUCGGGGCAGCUCAGGACGACUUCGUGAGCGCUUGGAACCGUUUGGCCUUUCGGGAAGUGGCCCGGACCCUGGCCGCCGCCGCCACCGACAUCGCGGCUCGAGGAAACGCAACAUCAAUUUGCCCACGCAGGUGGGUCUUGUAGUCGUGCCAUAUGAA
Gaeumannomyces tritici R3-111a-1 is the source of this 290-nucleotide messenger RNA. RefSeq lists its product as hypothetical. NCBI's taxonomy places the organism in Eukaryota, Fungi, Ascomycota, Sordariomycetes, Magnaporthales, Magnaporthaceae. The transcript is spliced from 2 exons. Bases 1 to 276 code for a protein of 91 amino acids. The record is from RefSeq and is a predicted model, not a curated record.